Molecule: messenger RNA, 2198 nt
Organism: Orcinus orca (killer whale)
Lineage: Eukaryota; Metazoa; Chordata; Mammalia; Artiodactyla; Delphinidae
Gene: CLHC1
Product: clathrin heavy chain linker domain containing 1
Exons: 11
Coding region: 325-2082 (585 amino acids)
Biological process (GO): receptor-mediated endocytosis
Cellular component (GO): clathrin complex
Molecular function (GO): clathrin light chain binding
Source: RefSeq, a predicted model, not a curated record
CGAGCCUCUCACUGUUGUGGCCUCUCCCGUUUUGGAGCACAGUCUCCGGAUGCGCAGGCUCAGCAGCCAUGGCUCACGGGCCCAGCCGCUCCGCGGCAUGUGGGAUCUUCCCGGACCAGGGCACGAACCCGUGUCCCCUGCAUCGGCAGGCGGACUCUCAACCACUGCGCCACCAGGGAAGCCCUAGAUCAAUAUUUGACUUAAUUUAUUUUAAGCUUUAGAUUAAUUGAUGGUCUUUUUCUUUCAGGCUUAUAAAAGUUUUGGCUUUGUUGCAAAAGCAAGUCAAGACUUUUCUCUGGUGAACAGGUGUGCAGGCUGUGACAUAUGUCUGUCCAAGAAAUAAAUAAACAUGCAGUUCUCCCUCCUAUCAUUAAUAGAAGUGACAAGGAAUUUUUGGAAAGAAUGCAAAGAUACAUAAUUACAGAAACUGAAAGAGUGGGCUGUAAUGAGGAAGGACCUGCUGAUGAAUAUUACAUCAUAUACCGAAACGUUUUUGAUAAGGUAAUAGAGUAUGUCACUGCAUACAAAUCCAUUCUUACUUCAAUCAAAAAAGAAUACGAUGCCUUUAUUGAGACAAUAAAGAAAAGCCAGAGAACUGCAUUUCAUCUUCAUGGAAAACUUAAAGUUUUGGCAGGAGAGCCCACAGCAUUGGUAUAUCAUAGGAAAAGAAUAACUCAACUUAAAGCAAAGAUGAGGCUUAUUGAAAAUAAUUCCUCAAAGAUUCAAUUGCAAAUAGAUGAAAUGAAACAACUUAGGGCAGAGUAUGACACAAAAGAACAAUGUUGUAUUUACUGCAAAGAUCCUUCAAAACCUAUUCCAGGCAUGACUCUCCAAGAAUCUGUCAGUUUAGAUGCUCUCACUAAAUACUUGAAACAUCUUGAAGAUAAAUAUGCAGAAAUUGAGCAACUUAUGUCAAAAAAAUAUUUACCAGCUCAGAGGAAGGCAGAUUUAGAUGAGGAAAUGAUUGUGGUAUUAGAACGGCGAGAUUUAGCUGAAAAUCUGAACAAUGAAUUACAGUUCCGUCAUCAAAGACUGCAGAUUAUUUCACAGGCACUUACUUUGUGGGUAAAAUCUGAUAUGAGCAGAUCAUUUGAGGACUUCAUGGAGCACACUGAGAAAAAUAAAGAUUUACACGGUGAACAAGGCAUUGUUGAGGAACUACUUGAAGAUGACCCAGGCAAGGCAAAAGAGGCUGAAAUUUUGCUAUACUACGUUGAAAGGUUGAAUGAAUUAAUCUCACUUGGAGAAUAUGAAAAGGCAGUUUAUUUUGCAGCAAACAGUCCUAGAAGAAUUCUUCAAAACAUUGGGACAGUGAGUAAAUUUAAGGCUGUUGGAAAAACUAGAGGAAAGCCUUUCCCAUUACUCUUAUUUUUUGAGGCUAUCUUUAGCAUAAGUCAUGCUUUUAAACAUCCUGUUGAUGCAGAACUAACCCUGGAAGGAAUCAAAUGUGGAUUAUCUGAAAAACGUUUAGAUUUAGUUAUCAAUUGGGUCACCCAGGAAAGGCUGACAUUUUCUGAGGAGGCUGGGGAUGUGAUGUUUGAUUAUGGGGAGCAGGAUACUUAUAACAAGGCCAAGUGUCUGGCUUUAGCUCAGAUUAUCUAUAGUGAAUGUGGCCUGCGCAAGAAAGCUCUCCUUUGCCUGUGUAAACAGGGUCAAAUUCAAGGGGCCAUGGAGUACAUACAACAAUUCAAGGCCUUUACUUCUGAUGACCUGAUGCAGCUAAUAAAGUUAUGUCCCCACACUGAAUUAAUUCAGUGUCUCACUAAAGAAUGGAAUGGGAAACCACCAUAUUUAUCUUUUGGUCUUGCUGUACUUCACCUGUUCUCUGUAGAUAUGAAAAAAGUUGGCAUUAAGCUACUUCAAGAAAUAAAUAAAGAUGGGAAAGAUGCAGUUGAACAUCUUAUGAUAAAUGAUCCAUUUUGCUCCCUAGAAGAGUGGCAAGAAUUAGCAAAUAUAUGUUUACAGAAUGGCUUUGACAAAUUAUCUAAUGACAUCAUGUCUGUUCUUCGAUCUCUAGCUGGGGUUACAGAAAUUUCUGAAGAGGAUGAUAAAGUCAACUUGAUGCAGCAUGUUUUUUGGUAGUUCUACAUCUUAACCAGUUGAGGGAGCCUGUACAACAUUUUAUAUAUAUCAGUUAGGCAAACUGAUUUUGGUAUAACUAACUUAUAAAUAAAUCUGGAGUAUGAAGUUCUCAGAAA